AUGUUUCAUAUGAAGGUUCUGGAGUUCAUGAAGGUGAUUUCACUGUGUGUGUUGUGUGUGCCAGAUGCGGGCUGUGUGUCGACUGCUAACAACAGUGUUGAGUGGCUGCAGAAGAACUUUGGCCCGUUCUCUCAGUUUGUGCCUCUCACAGAUCUGCUCUCCAUCAACAGACUCUUUGAUCCCUUGGAGACCCUGGACAAUCUCACUCCAAAGCAGGUGGCUGGACUGAUGGUUGAAGAUCUACCUGGUCUACCAGAGAAGGAAGUCGUCAUCAAUACAGUGUUCGACUAUCUGCUUGUGUCUCCUGUGGAGCGAGGACUUCCUGAUGUUCUUCAAAACCUGCUCUCAAUCUCACAGAUGGCCAUUAUUCCGUGCAGCUCCUACAUACUGAUAUUCCAGAGGCUGUUUCAGGCUUUACCUUCCCUGCCUACAGAGGUGGAGACUUUGAUCUUGCACACAACUGGAGAACUCAAGCAGAAUGGAGCAAGAGACUGUUCACUUCCUGAACCUCCAACAUGUCUGGUCACUCCUGUGAAUGCUACCAGAGUUUGUUCAGGAGUCAACAGUAACGAGACUCUCCUGUCCGCUGGACUCGUGAGCGCCCCCUGUAGUGCGGACCUGCAGCAGUACGCUUGCUCUUCGCUCACAGGCUUCACUGCUGGAAACCUGGCUGGACUCCUGAAGUGUCAACUAUCCAGCAGCAGAAGUUACUCCAAGGAGAUCUGGAAACUGCUUUUCACCAAAGCAAAUGAUGUUCUGGACGGAGCCCUCAUCAUCUUCUCCAGCGCAGCAGCAAAUAUGUCUCAGCCAAUCAGAGGUGAUGUCGUGUCCCAAGUGCUGGAUGUGAUUGGAGAGCUGAGACUGGAGCGCAUCAGUCCUGACCAAUGGCGAGACCUCCCUUUCAUCAGCAUGUUGUUGGGUCAAUAUCUGAAGCCGUUUUUACCGUUUGCGUCAUCGUCCCUACUGCUGUGCACUAGCAGCAAAAACCUCAGCUGCCAAACUUACCAGCACAUUCUGUCAGAGGUCACACUCCUCAAUGAGACUCAAGGAAGAAACAUGGUGAACUUCUUCAUUCUGCCCUUCCUCAGAAGAAACACAACAGAUGCGGGCUGUGUGUCGACUGCUAACAACAGUGUUGAGUGGCUGCAGAAGAACUUUGGCCCGUUCUCUCAGUUUGUGCCUCUCACAGAUCUGCUCUCCAUCAACAGACUCUUUGAUCCUGUAUGUCUCCACAUCUUCACAUGUGAUUUCAUCAAAGAAGGUUUAUACAAAUAACACUGACAUCACUUCACCCAUCACCGAUAUUCUCUUGUUCUUCUGUGUGUC
This is a messenger RNA of Cyprinus carpio (common carp), 1326 nucleotides long. RefSeq lists its product as uncharacterized. The coding region runs from base 1 to 1275 and encodes 424 amino acids. The transcript is spliced from 12 exons. Lineage: Eukaryota; Metazoa; Chordata; Actinopteri; Cypriniformes; Cyprinidae. The record is from RefSeq and is a predicted model, not a curated record.